This is a messenger RNA of Vanessa atalanta (red admiral), 1309 nucleotides long. RefSeq names its product ras-related protein Rab-4B (gene Rab4). Gene Ontology annotation, cellular component: endosome. The transcript is spliced from 4 exons. Gene Ontology annotation, molecular function: GTPase activity; GTP binding. Lineage: Eukaryota; Metazoa; Arthropoda; Insecta; Lepidoptera; Nymphalidae. Gene Ontology annotation, biological process: Rab protein signal transduction; regulation of endocytosis. The coding region runs from base 119 to 763 and encodes 214 amino acids. The record is from RefSeq and is a predicted model, not a curated record.
AUUUUUGACAUUUCUACAAUUAGCCGUACCGAAAAAUAAGGAUUUGGUCUUUGGAUUCUACAUAAAACAACAAAUAAAGGCUUAAGAAUAAAUAAAAUUAGACCAAAUUGCAUCAGCCAUGUCUGAGUCCUAUGAAUAUUUGUUUAAAUUCUUAGUGAUAGGAAGUGCGGGUACAGGAAAAUCAAGUCUUCUUAACAAUUUUAUAGGAAAUAAAUUUAAAGAAGAUCGAUGUCAUACGAUCGGGGUAGAAUUUGGAUCUAAGAUCAUAAAUAUAGGAGGCAAAUCCACUAAACUACAAAUAUGGGACACAGCAGGACAAGAAAGAUUCCGUUCAGUUACACGAUCAUACUACAGAGGAGCUGCUGGAGCGUUACUUGUAUAUGACAUUACAUCUCGUGACUCUUUUAAUGCUUUAUCUAACUGGUUAAGAGAUGCGCGGACAUUGGCAAGCCCUAACAUAGUUAUAUUACUUGUUGGCAAUAAAAAAGAUUUAGAGGAAUCAAGAGAAGUAACUUUUACUGAAGCUAGUCAAUUUGCACAGGAUAAUGAACUGAUGUUUCUUGAAAGUAGUGCAAAGUCAGGAGAAAAUGUCGAAGAAGCAUUCUUGAAAUGUUCUAAAACAAUUCUUGCUAAAAUAGAGACUGGAGAAUUGGAUCCUGAAAGAAUAGGUUCCGGAAUACAGUAUGGAACAGGAACCUCUAAGAGAUUAUCGGCACCAAAGAAGACUGUAAGAGCACCAUCAGAUUGCGCCUGCCAUGUGUAGCAAGUUUUAAUUUUUAAGUUUAAAGUAAUCAAAAAAUAAUCCUUAAUUGGAUUCAUAACUCUCUCUUUGAAUGUGAUGUACUUUGUUUAUAACAUAUCAGUCAGUGCAAAGGCAGAAGACCUAAAUUAGCAAAAUGUAACUUUUGGUAAAACUUUUUUUUUUUAAUGCGACUUAGUUCUAACGAAAAUGGUAUUAUUAUUUUAUAUUCAUCUAAAUAUACAAGCUUAUUUUUUCUGGAAAAUUUAAUUACCUCAUUUCUCAAAAGCAACAUUUUGCUUUUGGAAAAUUUUAGCUUCAGCUCUUCUUCCUUCCCACUGACAAUAUGUAGUUGCUAAGUAAAAUUAGAAUUUAGAAUUUGAAUUAUAAAUUCAAAAAUUACUCUGACUAUUCUGAAUGUACUUUUAGGGAGAAUAAUCUUUUUUAAUAUUAACAUAGGUAAGAAGUGUAAACAUUAGUAAAUUAUUGGGAAAAAUAUAGCUAAUAAGACUUAUUAUUUUGUGUUAUUUAGACUUUAGCUCCACUAAAUACAUUUUUUUCAUAUCUGAU